Molecule: messenger RNA, 1616 nt
Organism: Anneissia japonica
Lineage: Eukaryota; Metazoa; Echinodermata; Crinoidea; Comatulida; Comatulidae
Product: protein FAM47E-like
Exons: 8
Coding region: 113-1456 (447 amino acids)
Source: RefSeq, a predicted model, not a curated record
AACAAUGUGCACACACAAAAGGCCGAGGCCUUCGUCCUUAAAAUUUACUUGGAAAAUGUGUAGGGAGUUGUUUUUGUUAUGAAAAUUUAAUAAUAGGCGCCUCUAUAUAAAGAUGGCGGAAUGGAAGUAUGACUUAGCUCUUGUAAAUACUGUAUCAGAUAAAAAGAUAAGAGAUCAGCCAUGGUAUAAAGAAAGAUUGAAAACAAGAUUCAUCAAAUCCAAGAAGCCAAAUGAUAUAUCAAAGACUGUCGUGGGAUCCAAGUGGACUUUCUUGCAAAGUGGUUUGGAUGAUUUCCGAGAUGGUCUACCUCCAAGGCUGAAGGAAAAUCCAAUAGUUAAAGGGUCGAAAACUCUGGAGCCAAACAUUUGUGGUGAUAGUGAAACCAAAUUUCCAAAAGUGCAAUCUGUCAAUAGGGGUCGCUUUACCAAAGAAGAAAUAGCUUUUCAAAAAACCACGCCUUUACAACAGCAGCGAAGGGAUCAUAUUAAUGAGAUGGAGUAUGGACUUUUACAGCACCCCUUAGCUUUGUUCCCACACCUCGAAGAAUCUAUGCCACCAGAUGUUUUUGAAGAUGUAAUGGAUGUAUUGGACCCAGAGAUGAAUCUAUCAAGUGAGAUUGAUGAAGAUGAAGAUCAGUUUGAUGAGGAAAUGACAGAAAGUUUAUUAGGAUCUCAGAAGAAUGCAGGGCAGUCAAGCAUCACAUCAAAGAUAGACGAAGAAGAAUCACCUCCCCCAAGGAAUCCAUAUCGUUGGCUCCCUAAGAAAGAAGAUGAGCAAAAGGACGAUAGGAAGAAUACAAAGAAACGCAGUGAAUCCCCAGGCCAGGGUGAGCACAUCAAAGUCGUUACGAAGGAGUUCUGUGAAUGGGUGGCUGGGGUUGGAGGUGAGAGCCACAAUAUUGAAGAAUCUACAAUUCAUAGCCUGUUUGCCAGUGGGUAUGAAACGAAGCCUGCCCUCUCAGUUCCUAUACAUGUUGUGGAGUUAACAAAUGUUCCACCCGAGCUUCGAAUGACAGCAACGAUAUCUCAGGAAGAAACACUAACACAAACAUUAGAAGAUGUUGAAAAAACUCAAAAGAAAUUGUAUGGUCAAACUGGCUACAGUCCCAGCUGGGUCAAAAUGAAAUAUGGUGCCUGGUAUUUAGAUCCCAAAGACUGGAAAAGAAGAGGAGCCAGUGAGCCACUUGAAGACCCACAAGCCUUGAAGGAUAAAGAGAUGUCGGAUUCCAAGAAGAAGAGUCUAAGUAUGGACGAGCAGCUUGCGCCGUUGCAUGGCUCCAAGUCUUUCAAACACUUCAUAGAGAAGAAGAAUACAAGGAUGCCAGAGUUUUUAGAGCGGGUAGCCGAGUUCCAAGCUCAGGCAGCCGCUGAAGCCGAGGCUGCAGCUAAAGCAGCAGACGCUGGCAGAGACAACUCUCGUAGGAUCCGUAGCGGGAGGACAGUGUCGGCCUCCUGAGGCCUAAACCUCCAUUAUCACAUCCACUAAUUGCAGCUAUUCAACAAGUUAAAAUUAAUACUGUUAUUGAAAAUUGUUAUUGCACAACACAAGUUUUAUUGUUAAAAUUCCUGUGUAAAAAUAUUUAUAUAUUUUGUAAAUAAACUAUAUGUGAAAUGUA